Messenger RNA from Trametes versicolor FP-101664 SS1, 2365 nucleotides. RefSeq lists its product as uncharacterized. Lineage: Eukaryota; Fungi; Basidiomycota; Agaricomycetes; Polyporales; Polyporaceae. The record is from RefSeq and is a predicted model, not a curated record. The transcript is spliced from 4 exons. The coding region runs from base 130 to 2220 and encodes 696 amino acids.
CGGACGUGUACGCUUAUUCUGUACUUUAUGUCUGGCUCUUUGGCUUGGCGACUCUGAACAUUCACAACACCGAACGUGGGACAAUCGACUAUACGGUGACAUCUAUACACUUCGACGCGACCCGACGCGAUGUCAUUCGCACCAGCAGGACCUUCGCGUCUUCCAGCACCACGACAACUUCACGGCACAAGACCAGGCGUAAUUGAUAGCUCGCAACCAGCACGACUCUUACGCGUACCAGGAUCUACGCUCUCUUUCGCCGUCUUCGAUCCUCUCACAGCCGCGAGCAGCGGAACCCAUGCGCGCAAACGCCACGAUCCGGAGCCCGUUCGUCCGAAACGCAUCGUUAUCGAGACCCCGCCCGGAGGUCGCGGAACAGGACGUUGGAGGUUUGUACCGCGUGCGCGCCGCGCGCCAGGGGUGGAGGAUGAAGGCGUUUGGCCACGGAGAAUCAUCAUCGACGGGGAGUUUGUGAUCUGCUCCGAAGACCAAUGGGACAUCUACAAGCUCGACCCCGCCUAUGACUGCUACAUCCCGAACUUUCCGGGGGAUCCGGUCAUCACGCGCAAGCUCCCAGGAAGCCAGCCUCAAAGCGCCCCCUCUUCACAGGCGAGCAGCAAGGCAGAUGCACACAGGAAACGCCGUUCUUCUACCUCCUCCGACAACGAGGGCGCCGUUCCCGUGUCGCCCGGGAUUCACAAGAAAUUUCGCACCGUCGUCAACCUUGUUACGGAUGAGGAGGACAGCGGCAUGGAGUCCAUAACGGAAUCCGACGACGAAGAUGAGGUCGAGGAGAUCGUCGCAGAGGAGUUUAUGCGCGGCGCCCCCGGUAAUGGGCGUUCCUCCGGAGGACGCAACGCCCGCCGCAAAGCGCAGGAGGCGCGGCGGAAAGAACAACGCGAGAAGAUGAAGGCGAAUAUGGGCUCCUCCUCAUUCGACAGCAACCGCUCGCGAACACCAGAUAUCGUGGAUCUCACCAUGGAAGACGACACUCCUCCGACGGCCGAGCCAGCGCCCAACGGCGUCCCUCCAACAGCGCCCCCGGGAGCCCCGAAGCAUAAAGUUUACGCAGAGGAUGAUCAUGUGAGAGACCCCGAUUAUAGCUCUGCAUAUGCGAGCAACAGCAAGAAAUUGCGAGCGGGGGAGACGUUCUCUCUAUCCUUCGGUACCACGUAUAUUCCGCGCCCACACGCUCCGUACGCGGAUAGGAAGCGUUCACAGCGCAAGCAGAGCAAGAUGGCGCAAUCGCAGGACCGUCAAGAAUACGCUAGCCGUCUCAAAGAGCAGCGGGAGCGGCGGCUAUGGGAAGACAUUCUCGCGGACACUCCCAGAGGCACGCCACACGGAUCGCAGGGCAGCGACAGCGUUGGUAGUGAACCGCGAGAUGACGUGCGCGCGCGCUCAGAUUCGGGCAUGAGCACCGAACCGACAGGCAAUGACGCGGACGAACCCCCGGCUGACGCGCGCGCCGACCCACAGCCUAGUGCCGACCCAGAAUCUGGCACAAACACCAAUCCGAUUGACGAAGAAGAGACGCAGCGAUUAGCUGCCAUCGAGGAGUCGCGGCGCAAGCUCGCCGAGCUCGAGCGGGACCGCCCGCUCUGGGAACAAGAAGCCCGCAGGCGCGCUGCUCAUGACCGUGCAGAGGCAGAAGUGAACCGCGCACGCCAGGAAGAGGAGCGGCGUCGCAAAGCUGCUGCUGCCGCAGAAGACCUGCGCCAACGCCAGCGCGCCGCAGCCGCAGCGGCGGAGACCGAGCGGCGCGCGCGUGCCGAGCAGGAGCGCGUCGAGCGCGAGCGCGAACAGCGUCGCCGGCGCGAACGGGAGCGGUGGUCCUACGGGCCGUGGACAACAAGCCGCGCGAUUGAGCGGUACAAGCUGCUCUCCGAGGCGUUCGACGCCGCCAAGUUCACUGCGGAGGACCCGGUCAUGUUCGAGAUCAUCCCGUGGCCGGUGCUGCACUCGCCCGUGACGUUGCGCGUGGAGGACAUCGAGUGGUCGUCGGUGGAGGACUUUUUCGCCGCGGCGCGCCAGCACAUGCGCGCGCAGGACUACAAGGCGUUCGUGGAGAAGAGCCACAAGCGGUUCCAUCCCGACCGGUGGCGCGCGCGGGGGGUGCUGAAGAGCGUCGCGGACGAGGAGACGCGUGGGUGUCUGGAGGUCGCGGCGAACACCGUUGCGCAGGCGUUGACGCCAAUCUGGAGGGACAUAAGGGGUUGAGGCCGAUCUGGGGAGAUGGACCAGGUUGACGCCGCCGAUCUGGAGGGACGUGUGGGGUUCAAGACGAGCAGGGGCGCAGCAGACUUCGUUGGAUUAUCGCCAUCUGGAUGUACGAGGUGGACAAUUGUAGCCGAACGAUACCAAC